Molecule: messenger RNA, 1566 nt
Organism: Aspergillus versicolor CBS 583.65
Lineage: Eukaryota; Fungi; Ascomycota; Eurotiomycetes; Eurotiales; Aspergillaceae
Product: sulfatase family protein
Exons: 1
Coding region: 1-1566 (521 amino acids)
Molecular function (GO): arylsulfatase activity
Source: RefSeq, a predicted model, not a curated record
AUGACCCCCCACCACAGGCAGAAGAACAUCCUCCUCCUCGUCGCCGACGACCUGGGCAAAUGUCUGGGCUGCUAUGGCGCGAAAGGCCUGCACACGCCCAACAUCGACCGUCUCGCUGCGCAGGGAACUGUUUUCGACCGUGUAUUCACAAGCACGGCUUCAUGUAGCGCCAGUCGGACCGUUAUGCACACUGGUCUUCAUCCCCAUGAAAACGGCCAAUAUGGUCUCAUCGGCGGGGCGAACCAUUUCCAAUCCUUUGACCACAUCCAGUCGGGUCCGCAUCUGUUUAACGCCCUUGGAUACCAGACGGGGAUUAUCGGAAAGGUGCACGUCGGUCCAGCUGGUGUGUUUCCCUGGGAGUGGAGAGAAGAGAGCGAGACGAGAAAUGUAUCGUGGGUGGCGGAACGAGCGGAGGCUUUCUUGGAUAAGGCGAACGACACUAAACGUCCUUUCUAUCUUACUGUUGGGUUUAUUGACCCUCAUAGAGAUAUAACUACACGGGGAGGCUUUGGGAAUGCCGAAACCUGCGGCGGGACCUUUUCUGCUCCAGAGUUUCAACCGGAUCAGGUUGAGAUACCCAGCUGGCUGACGGAUGUAGCGGAGACGCGCAUUGAAUAUGUCGAGUACUAUAAAGCCAUUUCCCGUCUUGACUAUGGAGUUGGUCUUAUUCUGGAUUCCCUCGAUAGACAGGGCCUGGCAGAUUCCACGCUGGUUGUCUUCUGCAGUGAUAACGGUCCUCCAUUUAUCAACUCCAAGACGACACUGUAUGAAGCCGGUAUCCAGCUUCCAUUUAUAACUCGGCUGCCUCCGUCCAUCCAGUCGCCGGGCAUAAAGAAUCCCAAUAUGAUUUCGUAUAUCGACAUCCUGCCUACGUUUCUGGACUGGGCCGGUGCAGCCAUCGAUUUUGCUGCCCCGGUUACUCUACCCGACCAGGUCUUCACAAGGGAAACUAAACCCCCAGAACCACCAAAACGGCUGGGCCGGUCCUUCUUAUCGAUCAUGAACCGUGAAGACAUAAUUGACGAGUCAACCUGGCAGCACAAAGUCUAUGGCUCGCAUACAUUCCACGAACUCGCCAACUACUAUCCGACCCGCUUCGUGCGGGACCGGAGAUACAAGUACCACCGGAACAUCGCAUAUCAGCUUGACUUUCCUUUUGCCUCUGAUCUGUAUGCCAGUCUGACGUUUGAAGGGAUUCGACGGUCGCACAACGGGGAGAAUGCAGAUGUCAUGGUGGGUGGUCGGUCUCUCAGACGGUAUAUCCAGCGCCCGCCUGAGGAGCUUUAUGAUCUUGACUCAGACCCACUAGAGGUUGUCAACUUGGUAGGGAAGGAAGAGCACCAGGCUCGCUUGAUCAAGAUGAGGAGGGAGAUGGAGAAGUGGCAGGUAGCAACGAGGGACCCGUGGUUGUGGAGGGAUGGGCAGAGUGUUGUUGCGUUGCAGAGGUAUUCUGGUGAGGAUCUGAAGAUGCCAAAGCGGUUUGACUUUAUGCUUGAUAGUGGGGAGUAUAAGGAUAUGGAGCUGUAUAAGGUGGACGAUCCUGCUUUGGUGGAUGGAAUACACUAG